This is a messenger RNA of Terrapene triunguis (Three-toed box turtle), 6337 nucleotides long. It is a transcript of the gene POLDIP3, whose product is annotated as DNA polymerase delta interacting protein 3. The record is from RefSeq and is a predicted model, not a curated record. The transcript is spliced from 9 exons. Gene Ontology annotation, molecular function: mRNA binding. NCBI's taxonomy places the organism in Eukaryota, Metazoa, Chordata, Testudines, Emydidae. The coding region runs from base 1068 to 2375 and encodes 435 amino acids. Gene Ontology annotation, cellular component: nucleus. Gene Ontology annotation, biological process: mRNA export from nucleus.
UUUCUUUUAGUGGGAGCCCUGAGUUUGCACUAAUAGGGUCUGUAGGUUAUUGGUGAAUAGACUGAAAAUGUUAGUAUUUUGUUAGCAUAUUGUUUGUGGUAUUUGAUAGACUAGGACAUAGAUUUCACUAUAUUACACGUUUCCCACUAAUUCCUUUUGGUCUGAAGUUCAGUCCGAAGAGAAGGCAAAUGGAUCUGAAACAUUUUUAACUGGCAGGCAAAGAUCUUCCCCUGCUUUGCUCAUUGAUCUGUUUCAUGAGAUCACACAACACUGGCGUUCACGUAUAAAACGGGACGGAUCUGUUCAUGUUUUUCUUUUAGCGCUGCAAAAUUUUGCCAGUGCAGCCCCCGCGGGGGUCCGUGUCCGAAUACGAAGGAGCCGAGAUAAUGAGUUCGUUUCGUUGGCCCAAUGGCUGGAAAGCGCCCGGAUCGCAAAGCUGUUUCAGCUCCUGCAGGCCUGUGUCCUGCACUGAGCUCUGUCGCCCAGUAAAGCGUCCGUGCACUGAACAGCUCAUACCGGGCUAACGCGCAACUCCUUUGUCUUUGCCACAUCAGCAGGUGGGUGGGAUCGGGCAGAUCACGACACCCGGGCAUCUCACUAAGUAGGCGAGUCACCCUGGGGGCGACCUGUGCCCGCACAAAAAUUCUUCUCACAUUAGCAGUGAGGACCCGGGCGUCACCCCGGAUCGUUAUUUUCCUUACUCAUAAGUUUAAGGCAUACUGAGAAACUGCAGCGGCCGGACAGGGGGGCCGAGACGGAUGCUACAAGAGUCAGGGUGAGCAAGGCGGCAGUUCCACCCCGGAUCCAGGUCAAGCCUAGCCGCAGUCCCAGACCCUCCUGACGCUUCCACCCGUGUCUCUUUUCAGCGUGAGCGUUGUUUUCGGGGUAGAAAUCGACCAGGGUAACCGUCGUCGCGUAUGUAAAUUAGAGUCUUCGGCCGCACGGGAUCGUGGGAACCGCGCGCCUUUACUUCUCGUCCUCUUUGCGGCGCGCGCCCGGGAGGGGUCGCGCGACGCAGCGCCGUUGCCGCGCGGAGCUGGGCGGGGAAGCGGAAGCAGUUUAGUCUCAUGUCCGGGCCUCGCUCGCUGCGUCUUGUCUCUGGGCCCCGCGACAAGAUGGCGGACCUGUCCCUGGACGAGCUCAUCCGGAAGCGCGGUGUGACUGUGAAGGGGAGACUGAACAGCAGGCCAGUAUUUGGAGGCAUUCGAUCUCGAAUUGGGAUUCAGCAAACUCUUCUAAGUAGACCGACGCCAACCAUCAGCUUCCAACGGACGUUUGAUGCCCGGCAAAAGAUUGGCCUCACUGAUGCCCGACACAAACUGGGAGUUAAAGAUGCUCGGGAGAAACUGCUUCAGAAAGAUGCUCGGUUCAAAAUCAAAGGGAAAGUGCAGGAUGCCCGGGAAAUGCUGAAUUCCCGCAAGCAGCAGAGUGUGCCUGCUGAGAAGGUGACCAAAGUGAUAGAUGCCAGAGAGAAGAUCAGCUUGAAAAGGAGCGCUCCUACUGCUGCAAUUGUAAGUCCAGCCGUGGGGACAGUGACCCCAGCCAUGAAGAUCACCAAAACAAUUCAGCAGAAGGCUGCAGCCCCAGGACACUCUCAUCCUGCAGGAAUGAGGAUCAAUGUAGUGAACAACCACACACAGAGACAGGGCCUCUAUGACAUGGAAGAUGAUGAUGAAAGCGUAUCUCCCCUUCCUAGCAAACAGAUGAAAAUCACCACCACAAACAGCUUCCUGCACAACGCGGCUGGACUGAGUGGCAAUAAGUUCUCUCUUUCCAAGACGGUCCCCCUCACCAAAGUGGUCCAGAAUGACACCUAUACAGCCCCCCCAGCACCUCUCUCACCCAUUCGGACAAAGGCCCUGACAAACAUGUCCCGGACCUUGGUGACCAAGGAGGAACCACCAAAAGAACCAGCACCUGUUGAGCCGGUGUUCAGCCCUUUGGAAGGUACAAAGAUGACUGUGAACAAUCUGCACCCCAGAGUCACAGAGGAAGACAUUGUUGAGCUGUUCUGUGUGUGUGGCGCUUUAAAGCGGGCCCGUCUCGUGCACCCUGGAGUGGCUGAAGUGGUCUUUGUGAAGAAGGAAGAUGCCAUCACAGCAUAUAAAAAAUACAACAACAGAUGCUUAGAUGGGCAGCCAAUGAAGUGCAACCUUCACAUGAACGGGAAUGUCAUCACAUCAGAUCAGCCAAUCUUGCUUCGAUUAAGCGACACCCCCUCUGUGAAGAAGGAAGUAGAACCACGGCGGUCGAGUGCAGCUGCCUCCUCAAAUCCGCCAGCUGAGGUGGACCCUGACACCAUUUUGAAGGCGCUCUUCAAAUCCUCGGCGGCCUCUGUCUCUGUGCAGCCCACAGAAUUCAAAAUCAAACUCUGAGAAGAGAAGAGUGGAGGCGAGCAGUGGACUGGAAAACUUGCUGAAGGCAUGGAAUGGGGAGAAUCACGUGGGAGCGCAGGUGUUUCUGUGUUUGCCCACCUUGUGUUUUUUGUUUUCUAUGAUCGCUACCUUCCUGUACAGUAGUGUUCCCUCUCAUGUGUGUAUUUUCUGUUUUCAUAGUUGGAGUUUUCUUCCACAUUUUUCCAAGAGAAUAACCUCCCCCUUCUGCCAGUGAGAUAUAUUACCAAGCAUAGACCCAUGCAACUCCCUCUUUUGCUCCACACCCCCUUGUGGCCAGCUAUUAAAAGUGCACCUAGAGACUUUGAGGGAAGGGGAAUGAUAAACAGAACCUCUUGUCCUACGGCUAACAACCUCUGACCGAAAGGUGAAGCCCCUCUGUUAUUGUCGCUUGAUACCAGAUUUAAUUUUUAAAGCUGCUGCAUUUGGGGUGGAGCCAGGUGUGAUGCUCAGAAGCAAGUAGCAUUUUGACAGUUUUGUCUCAAACCUGGUAGGAUACAACUUCUGCCUAGCUGUUAGAAGCUUUGCUGAUCAGCAGCUGUGACGCUUGGAGGCACUGAGAAGAAUCCAGCUCCCCUGUUUAUCAGCUGAUGGAAGAGUUUGGGCUGUGGGGAGAAUAUAUGCACAAGUGCAGACAUACCGCAUCUAAUUUGCUGUCACAGUUAAGCCUCUGCUAUUGUCCUGGUGAAGUUCAACAUUCAGUAACACACUGAGGGGGAGAAAAUAGCUCAGGCUUCUGUGUAACGUGAAUAUAUCCGCUCCUUAGGGUACCCCAGGGUGAUCUGCCCUUUCCUUCCUCUUUCUGGACUAACUUCAUGUGAGAGCAGGGACUUUGACCAGAAACACUAGAAAUCGAGUGUUUCCCUUCCAAUUAGGUUGAAUCAUAUCAUGUUCUCCCAACCCCUGCUGUCCAUGUAGGGACAUGAGCUUUUUUAGUGGGUGGGGUGGGGACUGGGAAGUCCUUCUAGCAUCUCCAGUCCAAUUUUAUGGAGAGGAGUGGGUUGGGGAGUAAGUCAUGUACUAAUAUGUAGGAAAUAAUCCUCUUGUCCACCUGCUGUGAAGGAGUAUCAAUUGUAAAAGGGCUCCACGUGAGCUAUGCUUGGCUGCUAUGCAGAACAGCUGCUCAUGUACAUGGGCUGGAAGGAUGGUAGAGGCACUUCAUGGCCUCAGAGGGAUGGCUGUUGGGAAACCAGUGUAAGGGAUACAGCAGAGAGGAGAGCAUGGAAACCAAGCAAGCCCCAGGUAGAGCCACAAGAAUGUACCUUCCAAGGAGGGACUGUUCGUCUGUGAUGAGCCAUUGGCCACUAGGUGGCACUUGCCGUGCUCCCAUUGUUAGCAUAGCAUUAACCCAGUGAAAAUUGGGAAAUCCAGGUAGCUCUAACUCUAUUAGUUUCAAUUGUAUUAUGAGAAAAGAGGGAAGUGAAAACCACCCCAAAAUUUGUCUGAAGUUUGAACUUGAUCCUUCCAGCUAUGAAACUAACCAAUUCUAGUCAGCACUGCUGACAUUCUUUAGUGAACUCUGUCCAGUACCAUUGUAGAUUCAGACUCCAUUUCUUGGUGGACCCUAUGUUUCUUUUGCACUCUUGUUUUGUGCAAACUCUUUGUUCUGUCCGGCGGCUACAAACCAUUCCUCUCUCAUGCCAUAUCACUCGUAGCCAUGGAAAGAACUGAGAACUCAACAGAACUUGCUUUUCUGAGUACUCAUUGUAUCUGGAAAAUAACUGCAGUUAUCGGGGAGGCUUCUUGUGAACUGCAAGUGUGUGGGGGAAGGGUUUAAGACACCAAUUGUUCCUCUUUUAGAUCACCCAUCAGACAUCUGUGUUUUAAUAAAAGGGGGUGGGAGAAGGGAGUGUUAGGGGUGGGAGAAGACUAUGUAUUAUCUGUUUCAGAAUAAAUGUUUGUUAUACAGAGAUUGGAUUCUAAACUUCUUAAGACACUGAGGAAAUUGAGAGGCCAGGUCAGUUGAACUUUGAAUCAAGCCUACUGCUUCAGUGGUAGAAAGAAGUUGGGAAGUCUCAAAUCAGUAAUGUUGGUUCAGUGAAUGCCAUACAUAGUUAAGCACAAGGUGAGACAGUGGGAGGAGAGUGCAAUCUUGGCUCAACUCAGGCAAUUGGUACUAAUAUGACAAAGCCUUACAACUUUGGUGCUGAAGUUCAGCCCAGCUCACUAUGUCAUCAGAAUUAUUACCAGCUGAUAGCUGGCUGCUGUCCUAUGAUGUGAAAUGAGAUUGGUUGGCUUGAUCUAGUUUUUAGUAGCUAGGUAUCCACACUAACAAAAUGGACACUGUCAGUCCACAUUAUUGGCAGCUUGAAGGCAAAAGAAUGAAUGGAGCUUUGAGACUGAACAACCCUCAGGGUUGAAAUAUAUUGGUGAGACGAUGUGGAGAAACUUGCAUUGCUGCUGUCUCCUCCGUACCUGUUCUGAGAGAGGCCUUCAGUUUACAGGUCUUUUAGGUAUCUUUCAGGAGCACUAAGCUCACAACAAACAUUUAAUUAAAGAGUAGAUCCUAACUAUGCACUAUCUGACCCUUUUGGCAAUUCUCACUUCAUGAAGGUCUACAACAGUUGUAACAGUGGAGGGGAAAAUAUGUUCCAGUGUUCAUUUAUACAAUAAUCUUUUUGGAGCAGGGACAGCACGGAGCCCAAUGGGCCCUGAAUCUGAGUAAGGUCUUUCAGUGCUACUGCAAUAUAAAUAAGGCAACAAGAACCUGGGAACCUUACACAGUAGCACAACUCUCCUGCCUGCCUCGGAAAACUUUUGUCUGUCCUUUUCUCCCAGUAAUAAUAUUUUUAUCAGGACAGAUGAAAUGUCUAUAAGGCCAUUGACCUUCCAAGUGGUGGAGUGUGUGUGUUUGAUGAUAACCACAAGAAUUCCUGUGCUGCAUCCCUAUUUUUAAACAUCCAUAUGCUCUGUGGUGGUGUAUUUACCCAGCCCAUCAUGGCCUCCUUAGGACAGGAGACUUGAGUUGUCUGCAUUGCAAAGCCUCUUUACGUGGAUGCUUACCUUCCUUUUCCCAUUUGACAAGAAACAUGGUGGUCUUCAGCCUGGAGCAACAAGCCCUAGAACAGCCACUGACCACUUAGCAAGCAUGUAAACAGAACCUACAUGGUGACAGGCUUUCAAGGUUUAUCUUCCUGAUAAAAAUGCAGCCUCAAGGCUCCAAAAGGGUUUGUCACUACUAUGAGUACUGCUCCAUGGACACCAACCUGCAGUAACACUAAUCCUUUUAGAGAACUGUUGCCCUGUUGAUCCACAGUUAGUUCCAAAGGCAGAAAGGCAUGGUGCAUUCUGGUGUCUCUCUGUCUAAAAAUGUUCUCCAUAGUAGUUUAUUAUGCAGUUAACAAGGAGCUUUCUGGUUUUAUACACUAAGCCUCGGCCACAGCUGGAGAAAGGAUACAGGACUAGGUGGGUCACUAAUCUCCAUAUUUUUGGCAUAGGAAGUUCCUUUACUGUUAGGAUGAUGUGAAUGUAGACACAUGCAUUAAUGGUAUUUGUUUAAGGAAGAGGUUUAUUAAGAAUGGUCACAUUAUUAACAUUGUGAUCAUAGGUCAAACCUGGGAUAAUUUAACUGACAUGGAGAUUUAUUUAGAAGGCCAUGGCACACUUCUAUUUCCCUACAGCCCAGAAGCUCAAGGCUGACCAUUGAGAAUGUUCGGAUUAUACAUAUACUGUAAUGGAGAGCCUGGGUCAAAGGUGAGUUCUACUAACAAACCUUAUUUGUAGAACUCUAAGAUAAUUAGUAAGUAACCAAAAAAAAAAAAAAAGUGCAUUUAUGUGUUACCUGUAAAGGCGUAGCAGUGGGGGAUCUUGAACUUGGUCAUUCCUGAGACUUUAAAUCUAAUGAAGGUCACCUUUCCCAUGAUGUCUACAAAGUGUUCAAUCAUUUAUCCAUAUCCAUUUUUAUUCAUAAUUUAAAUAAACCAAAUCUUGCCAUCCUUACUGGA